This is a messenger RNA of Neolamprologus brichardi, 6808 nucleotides long. It is a transcript of the gene nrap, whose product is annotated as nebulin-related anchoring protein. Gene Ontology annotation, biological process: cardiac muscle thin filament assembly. Gene Ontology annotation, molecular function: actin filament binding. NCBI's taxonomy places the organism in Eukaryota, Metazoa, Chordata, Actinopteri, Cichliformes, Cichlidae. The record is from RefSeq and is a predicted model, not a curated record. Gene Ontology annotation, cellular component: Z disc.
GGGUGGUCCAUCAUGGGACAUGGUGUGAAGUAAUAGCCAGUUUCACAGUCCCACAGUCACAGAGCUAAGUUUUCAGCCACCAGAGACGCACUACCGCUACUGUCUGGGAUUCCCAGUUCCUCAGCUAAACGGCCGUCUGUCCGUCUGACUGACCCGACUUCAUUUUGGCCAAUACUUCACGCUAGUUUUAUUGGUUUUUCCGAGAGAUUUUGAGAAGAAGGGAAAACAUUCGCCAUGCAGUCUUGUGCCAGGUGUGGGUUUGUGGUCUACCCAGCUGAGAAGAUCAACUGCAUUGACCAGAAUUGGCACAAAGCAUGUUUUCAUUGUGAUGUCUGCAAAAUGGUACUCACUCCAAAUAACUUUGUCAGCCACAAGAAGAGGCCGUACUGCUCUGUGCACAAUCCAAGGAACAACACAUUCACAAGCGUCUAUGAGACCCCCAUCAACAUUAACGCAAAGAAGCAAAGUAAGGCCAGCAGUGAGCUGAAGUAUCGCGAAGAUGGCGAACGCUUUAUGUCCACCUUCCACUGUGACACGAGAUCCAUGGAGCUGGAGAAGGCUUGCCUAGCCAAUCAGAUGGCCAGCCAGGCCUUUCAGUCUCAGUCUGAGUUCUCACAGCAGCAGACCUGGUAUUCAGGGAUGGUGAGCAACCAGGAGAUAGUGACAAUGUCCCAGGCACAGAAUACCAUCAGUGAUGUCAAAUACACAGAAGAAUAUGAGCAGUCAAAAGCAAAGGGUAGCUUCCCUGCAAUGAUCACACCGGGCUACCAAACUGCCAAGAAGGCAAAUACCUUAGCAAGUAAUCUGGAAUAUAAAAAAGGACAUGAGGAAAGAGUUUCCAAAUACACAACAUUUGUGGACCCCCCUGAGGUGAUUCUGGCCAAGAAACAAGGACAAAUUGCUAGCGAUUAUGCCUACACAGAAGAAUAUGAGCAGCAGAGAGGUAAAGGUAGUUUCCCUGCACACCUUACGCCUGGAUACAAAAUGUCAAAGAAGGCCACUGAGCUGGCCAGUGACAUCAAGUAUCGUCAGAUGUACGAACAGGAGAUAAAGGGGAAAGCCAGCGCUGAAGCGGCCGCUGCUGAGAUUGUCCAUGCCAAAGAAAAUGCAGAGAACUUCAGCCACAUUGCCUAUACUGAAGAAUACGAGCAACAGCGAGGCAAAGGCAGUUUCCCCGCCAUGAUUACGCCUGGUUAUCACCUUGCAAAGAAGGCACAGGAAAUUGCCAGUGAUUUAAAAUACAAGAAAGACUUAAACAAGAUGAAGGGCACGUCACACUUUCACAGUCUGACCUCUGAGGAUAAUCUGGCACUGAAGAACGCACGAAAAAUCAACAAGAUUGUCAGUGAGGUGGAGUAUAAAAAAGACUUGGAGAACAGCAAAGGACACAGCAUCAAUUUCUGUGAGACGCCACAGUUUCAAAAUGCAGCCAAGGUUGCCAAGUUCACCAGUGAUAACAAAUAUAGAGAGAAAUACACUACUGGUAUGAAAGGCCACUAUGAAGACUCGGGUAUUGAUAAGAAGACCAUGCAUGCCAUGAAAGCGAGGACGCUGGCAAGUGAUAUUACUUAUAAACAGGGCUGUGAGCAGGAGCAGGCUGAAUACAACUACCCGGCCAAUCUUACACCAGGUUACCAAAGCCAAAGAAAACUGGAUCCACUGAAAGAGAAGAACUACAGGCAGCACAUUGACCAGGUGAAGUACAAGUCGGUGACAGACACACCUGACAUUGUUUUGGCCAAGAAAAAUGCUCAGCUUGUCAGCAAUUUAAAUUACAAAGCUGGGUAUGAGAAGACAAAGCAUCAGUACACACUAUCCCAAGACCUGCCCCAAAUCCAAAAAGCCAAAGCUAAUGCUGCUUUGUGUAGCGAUAUUAAAUAUAAGGAGGAGUGGGAGAAGACAAAGUCUAAAGCUUGUGAAAUUGGUGUGGACGAUCUGAGCGUCAAAGCAGCCAAGGCCUCCCGAGACCUUGCAAGUAACAUUAAAUACAAAGAGAGUUACAUGAAGAACAAGGAGAAGGCUGUGGGGGUCAACGUGAGCGACUCCAAGACUCUUCACUCUCUGCAAGUGGCUAAGAUGAGCAGUGAUAUUGAAUACAAGAAGGGCUCUAAAGAGAGCCAGGCCCAGUACAGCCUUCCUCUGGACAUGAUCAACCUAAGCCAUGCCAAGAAGGCCCAGGCACUCGCCAGUGACCUGGAAUAUCGCACAAAGCUCCACGACUACACAGUCAUGGCAGAUGACAUCAAGGUCCAGCAGGCCAAAAAGGCUUAUGCCCUCCAAAGUGAGAACCAGUAUCGUUCAGACUUGAACUGGAUGAAAGGAGUGGGCUGGGAGACUGAAGGAUGUCUCAACAUCACUCAGGCAAAGAAAGCUGGAGAGCUGCUUAGUGAUACCAAAUACCGUCAGAAGGCAGACAGCAUCAGGUUCACCCAGGUGGCCGAUGAUCUCUCCAUCAAGCACGCAAAGAAAAGCCAGGAACUGCAGAGCGAUUUGGCCUACAAAGCAAACACAGAGCAGAUGCUGCACCAGUACACCAUCACAAAGGACGAACCUCUUUUCAGACAAGCAAAGGCUAACGCGGACCUUCUCAGUGCAAAAGUGUACAAGAGCAACUGGGAGAAGCAGAGGGAAAAGGGCUUUGAGCUCCGUUUGGACUCCCUAUCUAUACUCACAGCAAGAGCCAAGAGAGACCUGGCUAGUGAUGUGAAAUACAAAGAGACGUAUGAGAAAAACAAAGGCAAGAUGAUUGGCAUUAAAGCGGUCAGUGAGGAUUCUCAGAUGGCUCACUCCUCUCUGGCCACCAAACUACAGAGUGAUCGCCACUACAAAAAGAACUACGAGGAUACUAAGACCAAAUACAGUGUUUCCCUGGAUAUGCUGAACAUCAGCCAUGCCAAGAAGGCUCAAGACCUGGCAACCGAGACCAAUUAUAGGACUAUACUCCAUGAAUACACUACUUUGCCAACUGACAUUAAUGUUGCCUGGGCGAAGAAGGCUUAUGGACUACAAAGCGAUAAACAGUACAAGUCAGAUUUGAACUGGAUGAAGGGCGUUGGCUGGGAGGCCUCGAAAUCUCUAGAUGUCCUGCAAGCAAAGAAAGCUGGGGAGCUGGUCAGCGAGAAAAAGUAUCGUCAGGAUGUGAGCGCUCUGAAGUUCACCAGUGUUGAAGACACUCCAGAGAUGAUCCAGGCCAAACUAAGCAACAAACUUGCGAUUGAUAGGUUGUACAGGGAGAAGGGUGAAAACAUGAAGCACAACUACACACUGAGCGGAGAGUUACCCGAGUUGGUGCAAGCCAAGCUGAAUGCCAUGAAUAUCAGUGAGACGCAAUACAAGGAAUCUUGGAAGAAGAUACGUGAUGGCGGUUACAAGCUGCGUCUGGAUGCCAUUCCUUUCCAGUCUGCCAAAGCAUCUGCAGAGAUCCUCAGUGAUCAAAAGUACAGAGAAGAAUUUCAGAAGACCAAAGGGAAGAUGAUCGGUCUGAAGGGACUGCAGGAUGACUUGAACAUUGCUCACUCAGUCUAUGCCAGCAAGCUACAGAGUGAUAUCAAGUAUAAGAAGGACUCUGCAAAGGAACUCUCAAAGUUCCACCUACCCAUGGACAUGCUGGAGGUUGCACAUGCUAAAAAGGCACAGUCAUUAGUCAGUGACCAGGAAUACCGGCUGUCCCUGCAUCAAUACACCGCGCUGCCGGAUGACUUGAAGCUGCUAGCUGCCAAGAAAGCAUACACCCUGCAGAGUGAGAAAUUGUAUCGCUCUGACCUGAACUACCUGCGUGGCACAGCCUGGAUCGCCACUGGUGCUCUGCAGAUUGAAGGAUCCAAGAAGGCCACAGACCUCAUCAGUGAAAAAAAGUACCGUCAGCAGCCGUACAACUUCAAGCACACCUCUGUUGCUGACUCUCCAGAUAUUAUCCAUGCCAAACACAGUUCACAGAUCGCAAAUGAACGUUUGUAUAAGGAGAAAGGGGUGAAUGACCAACACAGCUACACUAUUACAUCUGAGAGGCCAGAGAUUACACAAGCAAAGAUCAAUGCAGCCAACUUUAGUGAGAUAAAGUACAGAGAGUCCUGGCACACUCUGAGGGCUCAGGGAUACAAACUCACCAUGCAGGACAUCCCCUUCCAGGCUGCCAAGAGCUCCACGGGCAUAGCCAGUGAUUACAAGUACAAACACAACCACCUGCUGGAAAAGGGGAAGCACAUUGGGGUCAAAUGCAUCAUGGACGACCCACAUAUGCUGCACUGCCUGCAGGCCGGCCGAUUGGCCAGCGACCAGGAGUACCGCAAGGAUGCACUGACAACCAGCGGGCAGUACCACCUCACUCCAGACAUGAUUAAUCUGGUGGCGGCUAAGAAUGCGCAGGCACUGGCCAGCGACCAGGACUACAGGACGAGGCUGCACAAGUACACGGUGCUCCCUGACGACAUGAAGGUCAAAUGGGCCAAAAAGGCUUAUGAACUGCAGAGUGAGAAACUCUACAAGUCAGACCUCAAUUUCAUAAAAGGGGUAGCCUGGGAUGGAGUGGGUGCGCCUCAGCUGGAGUCUGCCAAAAAGGCUGGAGAACUUAUAAGUGAUAAGAGGUAUCGCCAGCUGCCAGACAGCCUGAAGUUUACCUCAGUGCCCGACUCUCCUGAUAUAGUCCACGCUAAGACUAGCUAUCAGCAGUGCAGUGAGAGGCUGUACAAAUCUGGAAAGAAUGACGACAUGCAUAAAUACACCUUGCAUCCAGAUGAUCCAGACUUCAUCAGAGCAAAGAUGAAUGCCCAGCAGAUUAGUGAUAAAGUUUACAAGGCGUCUGGGGAGCAAGUGAAGACAUCGGGCUAUGACCUGAGGCUGGACGCUAUUCCCUUCCAAACUGCUAAGGCUUCCAGAGAAAUCGCUAGUGAUUUCCGCUACAAGGAGGCUCACCUGAAGGAGAAGGGCCACCAGGUAGGCCUGCGCUGCGUGGAGGAUGACCCUAAGAUGUUGCACUCUCUGGCAGCAAGCAAACUCCAAAGCAACUUAGAGUACAAACGUCAGUCCAAGGAGGAACGUGCCCACUACAACAUCCGCCCGGAUCAGCCCGAGUUCCUGCACGCCAAAAAGAGCCAAGCUCAGGCUAGUGACCUCACCUAUCGACACAAGCUCCACGACUACACCUGUGACCCCGAACAGCUCAAUGUCAAGCAUGCAAAGCAGGCCUACAAACUGCAGAGUGAUGUGAACUACAAGUCGGACCUGAACUGGAUCAGAGGAGUGGGCUGGACCCCUCCUGGUUCUCAUAAAGCAGAGCUUGCACGCCGGGCUGCAGAGUUGGGGCUGGCUGAUGGAGUUAGCGCUGAUGAGGCUAUUGCGAAGUAUCAGCAACACAUGAUGCUGCAUUAUCAGCAGAUGAUGGAGGAGCAGCAACAACAGCAACAGCAAGCUUCUGAGCAGGUGGAGACCAGCGAGGAGAUCCAGCGAGGUGUCAACAUGGAUGCGAUGGAAGUUCUUCAUGUCAAGAGGAAGAAGACCAUCCAGACCGUGCAGAAAAAGUCCAGCACCACCACAACUUCAUUCAGAUCCAUGGAGAAGAAGUCCAGCACCACCUCGUCUUCGUCUUCAGCCACCCUUCAGAACACAACCAAGUCCAGUAAAGUUGCUGCCAUAGAAGAAGCGUAGAGCAAAGGAGACAUUUGGAGACAGAGAUGGUCACUUUUAGAAAGUGUGCUUAUAUUUGACUGAGUUAUUUUACUACUUUGAUGAAGCGAUAAUUGUGACUUUGCAGUUACAUGAGAAGCCACAAUAUUAUCAGAGCUGCUAUAGAUGUAAUAACAAACUGCAGCAGAGUUCAUAUGAUUAAGAGUGAGAUUAAGCAUGUUGAACCAGGACACCACUAGUGAUGUUUGUUGGAAGGAUUGUUGGUAUUUGUGUGAGUGCUAAGGUGUAAAUUUCAAUUGAAGAGCCAUUUUUAGCAAAUUCAAGCAAAACGACAGGAUUAACAAAGCUGAAUUAAAGUUAUUGCAGGUUGAAGGUCAAACUGCUGAAGGAAAGUUUUUGCUUUCAUAUACUGAGUGUAUUUGGAAGAAAUAUGGGCUGGACCAGAUUGUUAUAUGGCCACUGAUGCAGAGUGCAAAGGAUUUCAAACUCAUUUUUUUACACUUUGCUUGGUCCUUUUUAAAAAAAAUCUGAUAAAUACUGUAUGCUGAAAGUUCAAAUGAUGAAAGCACAAAACCUUGUUGCAGUCUUGCAAAACAGGUUUGAUCAUUUUAUGCACUUAAGUAUAAGCCUACUGAAGUGAUGGGAUGUACUUUUGUCUGGCAGGUUCAGCUUUGUGAGUUUGUGUCUCUUUUAACUCAAAGCUGGGCUCGGAGUAAAUUCUUGGUUUUAUCAAUGAUUAAUAAACUGUUUUUGUUGGGUUGUUUUCCCAGGCAAGCUAAGCUAUUGUCCCUUUUUAUUCCCAGAAUACAAAUGACUGCUAAGUACAGAAAAACACACAGCAAAGUAAGGUGAAUCAGAUGAGUGAUGUUGAGUUGAUCUUGCUCCUGAUCUAGCUGUAUGUAUGGACGCUGGUGUAGACACCAGGCUUGUUCUUCUGACCACAGCUUACCACUAGAGUGACAUAGUGCAUGCUGUUUGUGAUUACUUUCACACAACCCCCCAAAAAUAUAUGCUCACACGCACCAAUGGGCCUCCAGAAUCAGCCUGCAGUGUCAGACAGACCAAGAUGUUUUAUGUAAAGGAUCACUGACAUUUUUGAUGCAUCUUAUGAUGUAAAAGCAAUCUGCAAGAAUUUUGGAUUACUUUGAUAUAGAACAAACAAAAUAAAAUACAAGUUGCCUUUAAA